Dioszegia hungarica is the source of this 483-nucleotide messenger RNA. RefSeq names its product putative 60s ribosomal protein l21-a. Gene Ontology annotation, biological process: translation. The record is from RefSeq and is a predicted model, not a curated record. The coding region runs from base 1 to 483 and encodes 160 amino acids. Gene Ontology annotation, cellular component: cytosolic large ribosomal subunit; ribosome. Gene Ontology annotation, molecular function: structural constituent of ribosome. NCBI's taxonomy places the organism in Eukaryota, Fungi, Basidiomycota, Tremellomycetes, Tremellales, Bulleribasidiaceae. The transcript is spliced from 4 exons.
AUGCCUCACUCAUUCGGUAUGCGCGCGCGCACGCGCCACAUGUUCAGGAAGGGGUUCAAGGACCACGGAAGCCCGAACCUCUCCACCUUCAUGGUCGACUACCGUGUCGGUGACAUUGUCGACAUCAAGGCCAACUCGUCUCAGCAGAAGGGUAUGCCCCACAAAUUCUACCACGGCAAGACCGGUAUCGUCUACAACGUGACCGCCCGGGCCGUCGGUGUCAUCUGCUACAAGGUCGUCAACGGCCGAUACCUCGAGAAGCGCGUCAACAUCCGGGUCGAGCACGUCAAGCACUCCAAGUGCCGGAAAGAGUUCCUGGACCGUGUCAAGUCCAACGCCGAGAAGAAGAAGGAGGCAAAGGCGACCGGGGAGCACAUUUCGCUCAAGCGUCUGCCAGCGCAGCCCCGCGAGUCCCGCCAGGUGUCCAUCAAGGGCAACGUUCCCCAGACUUUGACUGCUCUGCCUUACGAGACCACCAUCUAG